GUAUGGCCGAGCAGUCGGUGAUAGCAGACGAAGGGGUUGUUCAGAGAAUGUUGACUUCUGUUGGUGCUCACAGUCUGGUGAGCAGUAUGUGGGGCUACAUGGACACCACAAUGAGGUGGUGCUGGCUCCCCGGCUGGCUGCCGUCAUGGUGUCCCACCUCUGAGAGCAAGCUGAAGACAGCAGAGGACAGGAUGCUACAAUGUGUAAAUAGCACCUUUACCAAACAGUACAUCCCCAUCUCCGAUGACAACCUGCUGUGGACUCUGAGCUUUGGCAGCGACAGUGUGAAAGACAAAACCCCCAUAGUUCUCCUCCACGGUUUCGGAAGUGGCGUGGGCCUCUGGGCUCAGAACCUGGACGCUCUGUCCCAGCAUCGGCCCGUCUUCGCUUUCGACCUGCUGGGCUUCGGCCAGAGCAGCCGGCCUGUGUUCUCCACAGACGCCGAGAAGGCGGAGGACCAGUUUGUGGAGUCCAUAGAGCAGUGGAGGGUUGAAAUGGGUCUGGACUCUAUGAUACUGAUGGGACACAACCUGGGAGGAUACCUGUCUGUGUCGUACUCUAUUAAAUAUCCAAACAGGGUAAAUCACAUAUUCCUGGUGGAGCCCUGGGGUUUCCCCGAGCGUCCAGACACAGCAGAGUCCGACCGUCCCAUCCCGGUGUGGAUCAAAGCUCUGGGGGCCAUGUUCAGUCCUUUCAACCCCCUGGCUGGCCUGAGAUUGGUCGGACCGCUGGGUCCCACUCUGGUCCAGACUCUGAGACCCGACUUCAAGAGGAAGUUCUCCACCAUGUUCAGUGACAACACCGUCUCAGACUACAUCUACCACCUGAACGUGCAAACCCCGAGUGGGGAAACAGCUUUUAAGAGCAUGACCAUUCCCUACGGCUGGGCUAAGAGACCCAUGCUGGAUAGGAUGGACCAGGUCCACCCCACCAUCCCCAUCACCAUCGUGUACGGCUCGCGCUCCAGCAUCGACAGCAACUCGGGCAGCAUCAUCAAAGAGAACAGGCCGCGCUCUCAUGUGGAGAUCAUUUCCAUCCGCGGAGCAGGACACUACGUGUACGCCGACCAGCCGGAGGAAUUCAACCGCAAAGUUUUGCAAGCGUGUGAUAAAGUGGACUGAAGAAGAGAAGAUAAGAUAAGCUUUCUGUACUCUGGAGAAAAAAGGGGAGCGCUUAAUAACGACAUGCAUCACUUGAGGAAACGGUGCCACAAAGUCCCAAUCUCUCAAAGCAGGAAUAAAGACUGUUUAGAGUUUGACGCAUAUGUUAUGUGAUAUUCUUAGAAACCUGGUGAAUUCAGGCCCUGAGCUGACAUCACAGUUUAAGCCCCCAUUAAAAUGCUUUUUUAGCAGCCUUCCCACAAUAAUGAAACUAUGCCCGUGGGCUUACAUCACAUGGUUCUUUCACAUUACAUUUUUUAGUACGUAUACUAACACACACACAGACGAGUGGUGGUGCAGCUCCUUGGUUAAUUAAUCUAAACAUUAGUAAUACUGUAUUUGCUUCUCAAAUGCAGAGAAGAAAAAGGAGGAUGGAGGCAUUUUUUAAAAUUCAAAUAUUCUGCAUUUAAUGAAUGUACAUUAUUGUCUGUAUGUGGCCUUUAAUUGCUCCCGUUUGUUUGGGUGUCAAAUAGGGAAAGUCAAACAGGAGCCAAAAAUGACUUUUAAAUGAGUAUAUUUUUUAUACCUUUUUUAAUCCUUGAAAGGUAAAUUUAUUGAUUGAUUGAUAAACUCAUAUCUUUUUUGCAUAUUUUUGAUAAAGAAAAAUACACUGACUGGAUAUUUUAGAAGAGUAAUUUAUAAGAUAUAAAGAUAUGAUAUUUAGUCAUGUUGAACAGAAGCUGUAUCAGUUGCAGUGUCAUGUAUUUCCUGUGCAGUGCUCAAUCUGCGCUUUGUGGUUUUUCUAUAUGAUUGCUAUACAGACAGGAAGCACCGGUAGCUAUAGAUUCAUCAACUGCCAGUAAUAAUUUAUUGAAUGUGUGUCCUCUGAUGGAGAGCUGCUUGUUUUUUUGUUGUUUUUUCCUAAUCAUGUUGUUAUGUUUUUUGUUUCCAAUUCUUACUGUUAAAUGUUUGUUUAAUGUAAAGCACAUUGAGUUGCCCCUGGGUAUGAAAUAAAUGCGCUAUAUAAAUAAAGCUGCCUUGCCUUGCCUUGUCUAAUCUUUAUAACUCUAAUGUUCAUUUCUGCUGCAUUUUGGUUGUUGAAGAGCAUGGGACCAUGUUUAGACUGAGAAGCAGAAGCACAGAACUCCUACAGUGUUUUAAAGACAGUUGAAUGCAUCAUUUCAUUCACAUGAGAAACCUGUCAAUUACAAACUGCUGCUAUUUAAAUGUGCCUUCAAAUAUAUACAGUUUGCUCAUUUGAUCUCAUUUGAUAAUCUAUCAGCACUUAGAUAUUCUGCUGGGCAGUGAUGAUGCAUAACAGAUUGUAACAACAACCAAAUGUAUGUUCUUGCCUUUGUUUUUUUAUGUAACUUUGUGUUUUCUUUUUCGAUUUUUUUUUCACUUUCUCUAAAAUUAGUAAUGUAUAUAAAAUAUAUAUAUAUAUAUAUAUAAAAAGUUUAUCUCUCUUCUUCAACAUUGAGCAAGCAGCUGCUCCACUAGUGUCUUUCUGAAAAGUAAAACAUGUUCCUGUGAUUAUGUGAUGAUGAUAUUCUAAGAUAAAUAAAUUAAAACCUUUGUGCCUUAAGAAAUGCUUCAUUUGUUAGCAUGCGACUAAAUGACAGCUCCAUUGGAAGUGAAACAUUGAUAACCGGCAACGCUAAUGUCAUCAUUCCAAUGUGUUAGCUGUAAUGUGUGCUGUCUGGUUUCAGCCAUUGAAAUGAAAGAUGCUAUCAAGUUGACUGGAUCAUACAAGUUGAAUGUAGGAUCCUGUAUUUUUUUGGACCUCGACACAUUCUAGUGAUAAAACUUAAUGAUAUCUUGGCUUCUGCUGCGUCAAUUUUGAUCAUUGUUUUUUUUAUUUUUUUU
Messenger RNA from Scomber scombrus (Atlantic mackerel), 2966 nucleotides. RefSeq names its product abhydrolase domain containing 5a (gene abhd5a). The transcript is spliced from 8 exons. The record is from RefSeq and is a predicted model, not a curated record. Gene Ontology annotation, cellular component: lipid droplet. The coding region runs from base 3 to 1121 and encodes 372 amino acids. Gene Ontology annotation, biological process: negative regulation of triglyceride storage; positive regulation of triglyceride catabolic process. Lineage: Eukaryota; Metazoa; Chordata; Actinopteri; Scombriformes; Scombridae.